ACCCAAUCGCAACAACAACCAUAAGUACAUAGAUAUACACACACACACACACAUAUAUGUACACGUAUAUAUGUAUUUAUGUAUAAGUAUAUAUAUAUGUGUAUAUAAAUGUGUAUAUAUGUGUUUCAAAAAUAUGAAAAGUAUUUUCAUUGCUCUCGCAACGGAUGUUGUGCUAAAAACAUAUAAAUACAGGCAACGAAAAUAAAUGGAAAUAGAUAAUAGGCAGCACAGGCAGUGUACUAUAUACAUAGAAAAUUGUAUAAAGCAAUAGUAUAAUAACAACGAAAACUGGAACCUAAUAUGGUGGAGUCAUCCAGUUUGGGUAGGACGCUGAACAGUGCGACGACUCAGCCCCUGCCCACUCAAUCAGCAUCUGGUAUGCGCUCUGGCGCACUAGAGACACGAGUACGUGGUUCAUGGUAUCGUGUGCUAGUAACCUUGGAGACUGAUUAUUUAGCUAUCAGUUUAGAUGAACCGUGUGACAAUACGGGAAGCAUUGCAGAUCAAUCUACCACGUUAAAUGGCACGCUUGGGAGUAAUCAUAGCGGACAAAAUGGAUCAUUACCCACAUCGACAUCGAUGCAAGGUAUGCAAGGUGGCGGGCGAGUUAGUAGUGUUUCAAGUGGUGUUAAUAACAGUGUAACUAGCGGUGGUUGUGGCGGAGGUAAUAAUGGUCCAGUGUUAACUACUAACGAGAUGGACGGUAUCGACAAUAGCGAACAUUUUUUAAACAAUAAUAACUCUUCAGACAAUGGCAUGGAUAUGUGCGAUGUACCUGAUCAUGUAGCAAAUCAAAAGAGACAUGUGCGCAUUAUCAAAUCCGAAAACAAUGGUCUCGGCAUAUCCAUUAAAGGUGGACGGGAGAAUCGCAUGCCCAUACUUAUAUCGAAAAUUUUUCGUGGUAUGGCCGCCGAUCAAGCUAAAGGUCUUUACGUAGGCGACGCUAUUUUAAGCGUGAACGGUGAAGAACUCAGGGAAGCUACCCAUGAUGAGGCGGUUCGCGCCCUGAAAAGAGCCGGUCGUGUUGUGGAUUUGGAAGUAAAAUUUUUACGUGAAGUCACACCUUACUUUAGAAAAGCGAGCAUUAUUUCGGAGGUGGGCUGGGAAUUGCAACGGGCUUUUCUAUGUCCCUUGGGUCCGGGAGUGGCCGCUUCACCACCUGCUCCAAAAACAACACCGCGAGCUGAUACACGAUACAUACCUUUGCAAUUAACGCAUUUGGCACGAAAUCUAAAAUAUAUCGAUCCAGAGAAUCGUUGUCUGGAGCUUCAUUCACCAGACGGCGUGCAUUCAUGUAUUUUACGCGCCUCUGACUCAGCGGAAGCUCUAAUUUGGUUCAAUGCUUUGCAUAGUGGCAUGAGCUGCAGCACUCAACGUGCUCUCGUGGAGGCCAAUCGUGCUUUAAUGAAUGUCAUUGGCGAAUUGAAACAUAUUGGCUGGCUGAGCAGACGACUUAAUGGCGGGGGAGGCAGUAGUGGUAGUGUUGGCGGAGGUGGAGGUGGUGGCGGUGGCGGUGGCGGUAGUGGCACUGCUCUUGCUGGCGGUAAUAGUGCUAGUGGGGGUGGUGUUGGCGUUAAUGCUAUCUUAGGCAUUACUACAAGUGCUGGCAGUGCUGGCGAUGUGCCAAGCGGUCGUUCAAGUUCGGAGAGUUCAGAUGAAAACGAUAAAUGGCAACCAAUAUUUGUUGCUGUCACGGAACGAGAACUAAGAAUCUACGAAAGUGCACCAUGGUCGGUAGAGGCUUGGGGACGUCCUUUAGAAAGUUUUGCUUUGGCCACUACUCGACUGGCUGGAGCAGGCAAUAAUUCAUCUUUGACUGGACAACAGUCGACCGUGUUUUGUGUGCGUUGCGGCACAACGCGUGGCGUUUUGGUGUAUUGGCUGCGCUCGGAGACACAUCGUGAUAUGGCGGCUUGGGCUCGCGCUUUAGUGCAGGGCUCUCACAACGCUGUCAAUUAUCAGCGCGAGUUUUCUUUUCGCUGUCUGUAUCAAGGAAGACAGUGCCAACUGGUUGUGCAUUUAAAUCGUGGCUUUUGUUUAUACGAAUGUGGUUAUGCGCCGCCCGCCCAAACCAAAACCCAAUUAUGGCAAUUUCCGUUUGACAAAUUACGUGGCUCAGCUGAUGACGGCAAUCGUAUGCUUUUUCUUGACUUCGGCGACGACGGCGAAAUUGAAUUGGAUAUGGAGUGUUGUCCUAAACCGGUGGUAUUUGUUUUACAUAAUUGUCUAUCGGCAAAAGUUCAUAAUAUUGUUUAAAUUUUUUUUUUGUUUUUCUUUUUUUUAUAAAACGAAAAGGAAAUAUUAGGAAAAAUCUGGAACAA
Glossina fuscipes is the source of this 2321-nucleotide messenger RNA. It is a transcript of the gene Syn1, whose product is annotated as beta-1-syntrophin. Gene Ontology annotation, molecular function: structural molecule activity; protein binding. The record is from RefSeq and is a predicted model, not a curated record. NCBI's taxonomy places the organism in Eukaryota, Metazoa, Arthropoda, Insecta, Diptera, Glossinidae. Bases 301 to 2256 code for a protein of 651 amino acids. Gene Ontology annotation, cellular component: dystrophin-associated glycoprotein complex; intracellular anatomical structure. The transcript is spliced from 9 exons.